Molecule: messenger RNA, 11299 nt
Organism: Gallus gallus (chicken)
Lineage: Eukaryota; Metazoa; Chordata; Aves; Galliformes; Phasianidae
Product: tetraspanin-7-like
Exons: 1
Coding region: 8482-9189 (235 amino acids)
Cellular component (GO): membrane
Source: RefSeq, a predicted model, not a curated record
UGGUCAGCAGCGGCGGCGCUGGGCCGGUGCUGCGUGGCACGGCCAGAGUGUGGCACAGCCGGGGUGCGGCGCUGCCCGUUCAGCGCACAAAAGUGGCUGUGCUGCUCCGUGUCUUCCCUGUCACCCGCGGUGGCUCCGUUGUCCGCAGGCGGGGAGCGGGUGCCGCCGGGCUCGCGGGGCUGUAGCGCCCUCUGGCGGUCCCCUGCCGUCAGCGCUCCUCCGGCUGCGCGGCGGCCCCGGUUCCCCUCUUGCCUUUCACACCCGCACUUCUGUUAUCACUCAGGACGAGCAUCCUAAGGCCAGCUUUGAUAUACUUUCAUCGCUGAGCUCAGCGGUACGGAGAGUAUUUAUGUUUCUCCAAAACAGGGGGCAUCAUCUGCACUGCAGGCAGUCUGCUGACAGGGAGAUUAAAGCGUACUUUGCUGCUGGGAGGGAUGCAGCCUGUUCAUUCCUCACACAGAGGCCAGGGCAGGCAGACAUUGCUGAUAACCGUGUUAGAAGAUUGCCAGCCAGCGUGGUAUCAGUGCUGAGGUAUGAGUGCUGAUCAGUUUCUGAGGGUGAUGACCCCCAGCAGCACUGAGAUGCUCUCAGAUUUGCUCCUUCAGCAUUGCAUCGGAGGCCACGAAAUGCUGCAUGUGGAUAGUACUGCUCUGAUAAAGCUGAGCUGGGAAAUCGCAUGAGCCAGGCUGCACAAUGGAUUUAGCUCAGCCUCUUCUGAACUUCACAGUUUAGCCUUAACCUACUUACUGUGCUUGGGGCCAGUCCGUCACUCGUGGCCCCGUGAAGUGACGCUGGGGAAAGCCAAUGGCUGCAGGUAAUGCAUCGGUGCUCUAAGCCCAGGCCAACACAGGCAGGCAUGCAGCCUGGUGUGGCCAUGUGGGACCGGAUGGUGCUGAUGGGACCGAGGCCUACAGCCCCAUUGUUCUUCCUCUGCUUCUUCCUCUUCUUCUCCCCCUUCCCACAGCGUAGAGUGAGCUUGGGCAAGAGGAGCUGUUAGCUGUGUCAGCACAGGGCUGUGUUCCAGGUCACUUGUGUGGGAGGCACGCGGAGCGGGCAGCGCUGGGCUGAUGUGACAGCCAGGCCUAUGUGAAAGCAGCACUGGGCUUCCCUUCUCCAGGGACUGAUGCUGCAGCCCAGGAGGUAAACCAGAGUUUCUGCUGCUUCACAGAGAAGGCUUGGAAAGCAGCAAACCAGGGAUGUGCCCCAGUAAGGGAGCCUAGAGUGGCACCACUGAACGUUUCUGUUCACCAGACAUAACCAGCAGUCCCACAUUAGAACAUAACGCCAGUAGGCUCUGGAAGACAAAGAGAGACAAUGGAGCUAUUAUAGACAGUCUUGUUCCUACACACAAACAAUUAAUCCACGCAGUGCUGUUUUCAAAUAAUAACAGUCUGGAUUGGAGCCACAGAGCAGAAAAGUCUGGACUAAAGCCAACUUGCAAUCCUUAGCACACACUAUUCUGCCUCAGAUUUGAAAGCCAUAUGACCUUAUGAGAACCUUUUUGGUGUAAUCGCACCAUAUGUAAAUAAACGAAUUAAAGAUCAAUGCAGAGUUAUGAAUCACUGAAAAUCACUGCUCAUGUUAAUGUGAGAUAUGUGUACAAGGAUUAAAAGGAUGGGUCCAGAACUUUAAUUUAAGGUUGUAUUGAAAAGAUGCAGCAAUGGGACUUUUCUGUUAAAUUACUUCCUCCUCAUGAGUGCACUGUUAGCCUUGCAAUCUGCACAAAGAGCAACAGCUUGUCCUGCAACAAAUUGAGCUGAGGAGUGAAAGAGCAGGGUGCUGCCUGCUCUCCCUUCACCCCAGGGGAAUGUUUGAAGCAAACAGUAAGUUAAUUCGGGCUAAAUGGUGCAGUGGCUUCCCUGUGUGCACAGUCACAGUGCUGCAAUCAACUUGCCUGGCUAUCAGCUCCAAGGCUCUGCAAGUGAGUUAAGAGUAUCAGUGCUGUUAACACAGUGUUUUCCUAAACUGUGCCAGCUUUCAAGUCUCUAGUCCAAAACCUGGAAGUGCUAUAAGGAGAUGGCUGAAGUACUGUUUCUAAAGGAGGAAAAUAGUGUGGGACCAUUCUUGCUGGAAGUGAAAUAUAUAUAUACAUAUAUAUGCAUGUAUAUUUCAUACUCAGAUAAAUACCUGCCAUGGAAAAUUUCAGCCCAGGGUAGCUGAAGAAUAGUAACCUUAAAAGCACACAAAAAUUGUCUCAAGAAAUGGAAAGUAGUCAGCAGUCUUUCCUGUAAGAAAAUCCAAGUAAACUGCUUGUAAUCCUCUUAUUUGCUAUCAUGCUGAUGAGUGCUUCAUGCAUAUAGGCAAACAAGAUCAUUUUAUGAGUAGUGCAACAUCGCCUUGAUAAAGGCAAUGAUCCUCAUGUGAGGCACUGUUUGCACAUGGACUGUUUCCUUUAAAUAAGGCUUCCUGUGACCUUUACAAGAGGCAAGAGUGAUGCUGGCUUGAGGACAGCACACCACGUGACAAUACAAGGAAGCUGUAAAAGCCCAUGGAUCUGGACCCCAAGGCUUGGAAAGUCUUCUGGUGCUCUAAUGUUGCUGCUUUAUAGGAGCUCCAUAACUGUUCACCUCAGUAAGGACAAAGGUUACAGUGACCCCGAGAUAACAGUCUGUGCCCCAUGGCAUUGUUCAGCUACUCAGAACAGAGUGCAUGGUCACACUGUCCUCUGCCUGGGAUAGCAUUAUCUGUCAUAGCCUGGAAAUGUGGCAGAAAGAAUGUUGUCAUAAUUACUAUUAUGGCAUUUGUUUAAGAUAAGGUGGGAACAGAAAAUGGGUUUUAAAGAAGCAUGGUAAUCAUCAAAGCCAGCAAAACUGAUGAAAAAUUAUACCAACCAAGUGAAAGGUGGGAUAGUUUUUUGCUGCUGCAGAUCUCGGAAGUCCCCCUUAUCCAUGGAAAUUCUUAUUGAUAAGUGUAGAUAAGUAGUGUAGGCAAGUGUUAUAUGAAUAAUGAUCUGCCAAGUACACCUGACUGCUGUCAGAAAUACAUUAUAUAAAUCCCAGAAUGUGAAAUACUUAAUACCUUCAGAAUCGAGUUCAACAAGAGGAAAUUGAGUAUUGAUAAUAAUAUAUUCAGAUGUUUUUAAAUUCAGGCAUAAAAUCUGACAAUGUUUAAGCUUGGCUUCUCUUCCUAUUGCUAUCUGAAAUGAGAAGCUUAUUUUUUAAUUCCUCUGACACGGUAUUUUGUCAGUCUUUCCCACCCAUCUAGCCUGCAUGCUAUGUAGAUACAUUAGCAUUGAAACAUACCUGAUGUUCAGCAUGUAAGCAUAUCUUUCUGUGGGCUAAAUGGAAAGUGCACUGAAUUUUCCUUGAGACCUGCCCAAGGCAUGGGUCAUGAUGCCCUUCGGAACUCCUGUGAAGCUGCAGCUAAAAUUACAUUCUGUCUUUUAUUUUAAGGUUAAAAAACACAUUAGAUGUUAAUUAUUAAUCCAAAGGAGCUCUGAUCCUUGCUAUUAAUAGUAAAGUAGCUGAUCUACAAUAAAGAUUGUAUACUUUAGUUCCUAAAAUUAGCCCAGUUUGAAAAACAUACUGCUGCUGCUAUUACUAUUUCUGUAAAGUACAUUCCAAGAAACAGAAGGCUGGGUUCUGCCCUGGGAUCACACUUGCUUCAGGCGAAGACGUUUCCUGCUCAGAUAUGCUGGUUAGCUGUAAUCACACCAUGCUGUGGCUCUGGUCUGUGCAGGCUACGUAUCACAGUCUGUGCAACCGACAGCAGCAGCUGAUCCAAUAUUUCCUCUCAUAUCAGGGGUUUGUGAGGGUGCAGGUGUACGUGGUGUUCCAUAAUCUUCUAAUUACCCAAAGGGACUUGCAACUGGAAAUGAGUUAACACAUUUCCUUCCCAGAGCUAAUGGGAAGAUCAAGGAGAAAUUCUCUCUUCCUCCUAGUCCAUUUGCUUUCUUCAUCCCACCUAGGCUUGCACCAGAUUCAUGUUGCACAGCAAUCACUGGGAAGGAGUGGAAAGCUAUGACUAUUAUCCCAUUUCUUUCAACUUAGAAUUAAGGUAUUGCUCAGUUUUACAUAAAAGUCAUUUCAUUCACUUGAUUCUGAUAACUUUCCUCACACUGAAUAUCCACUCUCCCUAUUGAAUUAAGUGGGAUUUAUGGUAUAAGAUAUCUGACAUGACAGAACAUCACAAAAUCAGACUUUAACAUAAAGAGAUGUUCUUGUGGUGUAUUUAUUGAGCUCUUAAGUAUAUCACAGGACAAGAAAAUACCCAUCAGUGGUUACAGCAUCAACAGUAUGCUGCUGUAACUUCAGCAGGACUGCAUGGCUCUUUCAGCCUUCCUACACAAAGUGUUAUUUCACUUCCUUCCAGUAGCAAAAGAAGUUGAAUUCGGGUCUCCAUAUUUGAGGCAGGUGCUCACAACCCAAAGUUGCUGGAAAAAAAAGCGAAGGGUGGGGAAAGGACUUCUCUUCCCCUCUGCUUUGCGUUAGUUGCUAAACCAGUGUGUCCUUGAGAAGACCUGCACAAACUGACGCAGACAGCAUGGCAAGAGGAAGAGCUGAUUUUGUGCAUCUCCUGAGACAGAGGAGAGAGCAGGAUUCCAGGUUGUUACCCCAAGUGUAAAGGAUCUCAUACAGAAGACUGCACAACUAGGAAUAUGAAACAGCAUCCAAACCCAGAUUGCCAGUGGGAGCUGGGAGUGGAGUUUUUGGAAUCUAAGUUCAGAAGUUGAUACUUUCAUCCCUUUUGUGAAUUUAGCUGGUAUUAGCAGCUACCCAUGGAAUUCCAAAUCUAAUUUAUCACCAGCAAUCUUCAUUUUUCAAGGGAAAUCUAUGCAUUCUCUUCACAUUAAUUCUCUCUCCCGAGGAGGGAGCUCAAGCAGAAAACCACGGAGAACACUAUUAAAAGAAGUAAGUGCUGGGAGAGAAAUAAGGAGUAUUGUUGUGGAGAAAAGACAAUUAUCUUGAAACAUGUAAAUCACAGCUCAGUUCAAGCAGGGUAUAUUCAGACCUUGUCAUGAUUUACAACACUCGAGACAGGCCUAAAACAAGGGAACACAUUUUCCACAACAGUUCUGAUUUUCCAAUGAGAAUGAGAACUCUCAAACACCAGAAGUAAACUGUGAAGCGACACUGAUGUUUCUUUGUUUCUGAAGCUACUGCCCAUACUGUUAUGGCAGAAGCCCCAGCUACCUAACCUUGUAGUAAAGAGGAAAACCUAUGCUUCAAGCAGACUGCUUUUCUGUGCCAAAUAGUAUUGCAAAGUGCAGCCUAAUUAGAUCUCUGCUAUCACCCACACAUUCCUCACACUCACUGUUUGGCAGCUUUCUUCCUUCUGGUAUGUAACAGUUUUCCCUAAAAUAUACUGGUUUGCAUUGUCCAAGGUCAAUCUCACCAAAUUUGCUGUCAGUGUUUGUAACCACACUUUGAUAACUGCUAUUGCUGCUCUCACUAUUUGGUGGGGCAUCUCUGAGCCCACAGCACUUUGUAUUCCAAGAUGCCAUGUAAAGGAAUAUCACUUCUAUUUUAUUAAACGGUCAGUCCAUAUAGCACAUGCAAUAUCACGAACAUUUGUCCACAGGAAAAUUUUUAUGAGAUUCUUAAAGUUUUCUUACUGAGAUGCAGAUUCUGUCAGUCUGAAAAAGCAAUUCUAUUAUCACUGUUUUUUAUAACUGAAGCUGUUUUAUCAUACACAGUUUCAUGUACACUCACGGAGCCCAAUUCUGCUUCUUUUACUGUUCCAGUGGCAGUACUGUUCCAGCUUAUGAGAAUGUUAAGAAUUUGGCCCUAUAUACCCAUUUAACCCUAAUUUUAAAAAGCACUGAUAUUUGGCAUCUUCUAACCUGCAAUGCUUAACAUGAUUUCUGGAGGAAGUUCAGUACUUAACUGCCAGUGAAACUAACAGUCAGUAUGCAUUAAAUACUCAUAAUAGCACCAAUAGAUCACAAAACUUCUGUAAGGAGUCACUUUCAGAUUUCCAAGAGGAGGCUGGGUGGUGACAGAUCUGCUCACACGCCCUGUACUUUGACUGUUCCUGCAUGGCACAAUACACCCUAAGAUAUCCCACCCUGCCUAGUUGCUUUCAUUAUAAGGAAAAUUAAUAACAAAAGCAUUUUAUCUGCUUUCUUUACUGUGAAUCUCUAAACUUCAGAUCUUCAAAUCUGAGACAAACUCUCCAGUUUGCCCCAUAGGGAAGGGGUUGUAGCCCCUCACCAGGACUGUCCAACAUAGCCAGUGCAGCCCUUCUACAGGUUUCAGCUGUCUGCAGUGCAAGACCUAGUUCUGACAGCACCAGCUCUGAGAAACUUCUGAAAAAAAUAAGUUGUGAGAAAGAACUGGGAGAAAGUACACAGAGCCACGUGAGAUAAGAAAAAACAACUGCAGUGGGUAAUGCUGAGAGGUGGAUAGCCAGCAGUUCAAGGAUUCAAAAGGAAAAACACUGAUAUUAAAAUGUGUGAAAUCCUAAGAGAAUAAAACAAGUGGCCGUAGGAUGGCAACUCUCCAACAAAGGGCCCGUUCCAAGGACAGCAAAGACAUUUCCCUGCGUGGCUGACACCUGGUGGGCCAACAGAGACCUGCUGCUUCAGAGGAAAGCCUCUUCAUGAAAUGUCACCUUCAGAGCCACCCAACUUAGAAUCAUAAAAUCAUGGAAUCAUUAAGGUUGGAAAAGGCCGCUAUGAUCAUCAUGUCCAAUCAUCGACCCAUCACCACCAUGUCCCUCAGUGCCACAUCUACACUUUCUUGAACACCUCCAGUGAUGGUGACUCCACCACCUCCAGGGGCAGUCUGUUCCAAUGCAUUACCACUCCUUCUGACAAGACAGGUUUCCGUUAGGUGUGAAACUGUAAAAACCACGAACUUUUAGCUACUGGUUAUCAAAUGCCAGACCAGACAACCUCUAGUUUGUCGUGAGCUUUUACUCCUCACUGAGGAUAUUAGCCACAUGAUUCAGUGCCAAAGUGGGUAAUGAAAUGUUGUAUACUGUGGAGUACUUUCAGAGCAGGGAAUCAUCAUUUCUGAAUCAUCUUGAUGUAAAGAUCUUGGAUGCUGCUGAGAAGAUCUGAGAAUCAAAGGAAGUAGCUCAGAGCAGAUCUGCCAAAUAACUGAUGGAGAGUUCAUUCUUGUGAAAAAGCAAGAGGAGAACCUGUAAAUGCAGGAAUUAUAAAGUCCCUGCUACUUAAAUUAUUGAGGCCACUAAUUAAGGAUAGAUAAGUGAUGAUUAUGCUGCAUUGAUGCCUUGACAACUGUAACUUUCUCAUGGAACAUAGUAAACUGAUAUAAAAGGCAUCUCCUUUCUUUCCAUUCUGUAACAGAAACUAACAAAAAGCUUUUAUCCAACUUCCACACAAAGAUUACAAUCAGAACACAAUUAAGCCCAAGAAGACAGUGCUGAAGGAGUUGAUAAAGAUAUAAACAGGCUUCUUGGACCUAAGUUCUUGGAGUGAUUACAGUAUACACAAAUGAAAAACCUCAUUUUUACUCCAAGUUUUACGAGGGAUACUUGAAAGGACUGUCUCAGGAUGAGACCUUAGAGGAAAAAAGAAGAGACUGAUAGCUUGAAGUGCACAGUGAUCCAGCAAGCUGCACAGGUUACAGAUCCUUCACCAGCCUGUGAAAUCAUAGUAAGCACUUCAUUAGAAAAUUUCUUUAAAAGUAUUAUUUUUUUAAGCAAGGCAAACAUUUAUGGCAGUCUGAUAGCACGUCAGUAUACAACCAAACUAAUUUCCUGAGCUGCUGAAGACAUACGUAGGUCAGCUUUGUGUCUUGAGGUGGCUUUGAGUCAUUUCUGUUUGCAGAAGAUGGUAUGAAAUCUCACACCGAGGAGCAGUACGUACCUCUCCUGGUGUCGACAAGAAGUGCUAAAGAGUCAUCAGUCAGUGCAAAUAGCGGCAGGGAGGCGACUGCUAUCACUGCCGGCGAUCCUGCUUGCUUUAGUUUCUCAUCUGCUGUUUCUCAUCUGGCAUGUAGGAGAUUUUCUUUAGCCAUGAGGCUGCACUGCAGAGCUGGUGUACGUAAAGGGCACUCUCGUGCCAGACCUUGCACGGGCCACCUGUAACACAGCACUCAAGGACAUUCUCCACGGGCAUUUUAUGCCUUUCCUGGCGCUCAGCGUGAUGGUGUGGGGAAAAUCAGGUGAGUAUUUAACAGGGUCAGGCAGGCUGGAAAAUAGUUUCCAACCGGGCAAACUGAGACAGAUGAACGACUACGGACUGCAUCGUCAGUUAACGCUCCGGUACACAUUUUAAAGCUUAUUUCUUUCAAGCGUCCUCUCAAAGGAGGUUAACGCAGAAACACCUCAGCGCUUCAGAGCGCGCUGAGGGGAACGACCGCGCGUGAGGGGAAGAGCCCUCUGCGCGGCACCGCGGUCCGCCCGCCGAGCCCCGCAGCGCCGCCAAACGCCGCCGGCGGCCGCGCCCCCGCGCCGGGCGCUGAAAAAGGCCGGGUCGGAGAGCCGCGCCACUCGCAGCCCGCCCGCCGCCGCGACGCGCUCUGCUCCCAGACCGCCGUCCUCGGCCGAAGGUCGCGGCCCCUCAGCGACGUCAUGACCGUGCUGAAGCUGUCCCUCAUGGCUUUCAGCUUCGUCUUCUGGGCGGCGGGGCUGACGAUGCUCAUCGUCGGCCUCUGGGCUAAGGUGCGGCUGGGGGGCUACCUGGCGCUGUCGGCCAGCGACUCCCCCAGCGCCCCCGCCAUCCUCCUGGCCACCGGCACCGCCGUCAUCGUCUGGGCCUUCCUGGGCUGUUUCAGCGCCGCCACCGAGCACCGCGGCCUCCUGCGCACCUACGGAGUCUUCCUGGCGGCCGUGCUGUUGGCCGGGCUGACCGCGGGGCUCUCGGCGCUCCUGUACCGCCAGGACAUCGCGCGGGGCUUCCGCGAGGGGCUGCGCCAGGCCCUGAGCGCCUAUGGCGAGGACGAGGGGAAGGCGGACGCCCUGGACGCUUUGCAGCGCACUUUGGGCUGCUGCGGUGUGGAGAGCUACCGGGACUGGCUCGCCUCGCCCUGGGCGCUCCAGCAGAACGCCUCGGUGCCACUCAGCUGCUGCCGGGCCCGGCGGGGCUGCUCACUCAGCUCGGCCGGCACACGCGGCCUGCACCCGGAGGGCUGCUUCGGCAAGGUCUCGGCCUUCGUCAGCAGCAACAUGUUCUGCAUUGCCACCGCUGCCCUGGGGCUGGCGGUGCUGCAGGUCGUCGGCAUCGUGCUGGCUUGCCUGAUGGCUGUCCGCGUCCCUGCUCACAUUACCGCCCUGCACUGAGACCUCCCCAGGUCUGGCCAUUGUCACCUCCUGCUCCCUUCCUUCCCCUGGAUCUGGGAGAUCUGGGUGUGCCCCAGCUGGAAAACCUCUUCAUCGUCCCCAUUUCACCCUUCCUCUGUGGUUUGUUUCUAUGCUGGAGCCUGUGUCAGAUACGCCAGCGCCAUAGGUAUCUCCACAGUCUCUUGGAGCUGCCUCCUAUCCUGGCUGUGUCGCCUGCAUGACGGCAGGUUUCCACUUCCCCCCAGAGCCUCUGGGCACAGAGUGGAGAGCAACAGCAUGGACAGACAUCACCCUGUUGGGGCAGAUGGACAGCUGGGUGACAGCUCAGCACACGUCUGGGUGAUGUGAACAGACAGAGGUACUGAAAUGGGGGCUGGAAAGAGAAGGCCUGUGGGAGCAAGGCAGACAUCUCAGCAUUUUAUUGGGCGCGUUUUCUGAGACCAGGAGCUGCUGGAAGAUCAGUGUCACUCGAAUACUGGAGUGCACAGGUGGCAUGUGGGGUCUGCGUGUGUCUGGGGACAGCCACUGAGGGCUGCUUGAGGAACUGCUCUGCAGCAUGCACUGCACCACUGUGCUUCACUCUAGUGAGUUCCUUGCAAAGAUGACAGGUCUGGACAUUUCCACCAUAGGAAUUAGGAGUGUAGCUAGCAAACCUGCAGAGAAUAGGUAAAUGCCAGCAAAUGGGAGCAGGACAGGAAAUUGUCAGUGACGGAGGAGUUAAUGGCCUGGGAGGGGAGAGUGGAGUUUUCCAGGGCAAAGGGGAUUAGCAGUAGGGCCCAAGUAAAGAAUGCACGGGAAUGGAGAGUGAGGAAAACUAGACUUCAUAGAAGUAGGCUUCUGGGAUUUUAUGGCAGUGUUCCUGGGGUGAAGUCAGGGCAAAACUUGUAUUUAACUCCCAGAGAUUCUGAUUUCAGGUAUUUUCACUGCUUGUAAUUGUUUGUGCAAUUUAAAAAUACCUGGAAAUGCCACUGUUUCUGUCUUUGGUGGUAGCAAAGCCCUUUUGUUCUCUGCCAGUUUCCUUUUGUUUGAAAGAGGGACUGAUCGGUCAGUUCUGUGAUGAAUUUGUCCAGUCUGUAGAACUGUAACUGUUUCUGUCCUGGGGACAGUACUGCAGUACGGCCUGUUAAUGACAGCCCCUGACCACGUGAACUGCUUUCAUAAAGGUGCAGUAGUUCUGUAGAGCAAAGCAAGGCAAUGGUGGGGACUGCUGAAAAAUGGUGUUUUAUGGAUGAGAAUUUGUUCUGUCAAACAGUGUCUUUUUGCUGUUUGAAUCUCUGAUAAUUUCUAUGGAAAUAAACAGGAGGCAUUACUUUCAGAGAGACCUACACACAAGCAGAAUUCUGCAAGGAGCAGGGAAUAUCCAGCACUCUCUGGAGUGAGGUGUGCAGACUACUUUUGCUGCUGUAUUCAUAGGAAUGAUCUUUGCUUGUAUAAAUAAUUUCCUCAAAGUCAGUUCUCUUGAUCAAAGCAGAGAUAUAAAAAUAUAAAAAGAGAAAGUGAGUUCUGUCCUGAUGAUGUAUGUGUUUUGAAGUGUUAGGAGUAAGAUGAUCAGGAAGGUUUUCAGGGCUGUGCCUAAGACACGAAGGUGUGUAGUAUGCCUUUUGGGUGAGCAGUUCAGGUCAGCGUGGAUGGAUGGAGCUUACAGUUGUGGGUUAACAGUUAUGUUGUACUUGAGUGGUAGUCAUGGUUUUAUGCACCUCCCAUUUGCUCAGGUGUCAGGUGGCUACGUUAAGUAGCAUGAUAAUCAGGUCCCAGGUAAUGAGUGCAAUGUACGCAGGUUUCUUAGCCAUUUCAUAGCUCAUCUGCAUAGAUGAACUCUGGAUAUGUGUUGGGAAUUUCUCUUUUUGGAGCAAAUGUUUUGUUCUUUUUAGUGCUGUUUUUUUAAAUUGUUUCUUGUUUUAAAUAAUUUAAUUGCAAUUUUAUGAGUGUCCCUGUACUAACAUGUUUUUGAUGUUUUUUUUGGAGCUAGGCACUAAUGGAACUCUGCUGUUUUCUGAAAAUCAUUGUCAUUUUGUACAGUCUUAACAGUGUGCAAGAAGUGUAAUUUGUAUGAGAAAUGGUACUUCAGAAAUAAAGUAGUGUUACAAGCAGCACAAGUCACUGAAUCCAA